This is a messenger RNA of Prorocentrum cordatum, 3077 nucleotides long. The record is from the annotation of a GenBank genome assembly. Lineage: Eukaryota; Dinophyceae; Prorocentrales; Prorocentraceae.
AUGAUCCUCAGGGCGCGUGUUAGCCAAGGCAAGAAGGCCAAGCAGGACGCGGAGCCGGACGACGCGAUCCUCACCGAGGCGAUUUGCGUCGCUAAGCGUGGGGCCGCCGAGCUGGCCAGCGCGGCCCUGGUGGAGUCCUUGGAGGCGGAGCUCGUGCCCGUCUUGGACGCGAUCGCGGCGAAGCUCGGGAGUCGCACCGCGACGGUGCCCCAGCAGGCGCUGGGCCACGGCAGCUCCACGCCCCUGGGCGAGCAGGAAGGAGCCUCCGACGAGAGCCACUCGCAGACCCGCAGCGACGACGAGGAGGAGGACCUGCGACUGGCCUCCGCCGCCGCGGCUCCGUCGGCGGAGUGCGGCCGCAGCCAGCCGCGGCACGAGGUGCAGCUGCCGCCCCUGACCCCGAGGGACCCCUGGCUGGCGGGCCGCGCGGAGGCGCCGCCGCCCGGCGCAGACGCGCCCGGCCCGGAGGCGGCGGCGCCCGCCGCCGGCGGCGGCGGGGGCUGCCAGUCGGCGAGGGGCCGCGCCUCGGGGAGGUCGCGGCCGACGAGGGGCCACGAGCAGGCGGUGGCGCUGGCCACGGAGCGCUGCCGCGCCUUCACGGGGCCGGGCGCGGCGUGGCGCAGCCCCCGCGGGGCCUCCGACGUGUCCACCUUCGCGGACACCUACCAGAGGUCCUGGGGCGUCUCGGGCCGGCGGAUUCGCGGCGCCCAAGGGCCGGUGAGUUCGGCGCCGUGCUCCUGGUGUCGGUAUGUAUGGCAUCUGUCUGGCGCGCGGUCGCCGAGCGACAGGGUGCUGAGCUGGAAUCAGUUCGCUAGGGACGCAAGCCAAUGAUAGGAAGCGUGGACUUCCUGAUAACUUUGCGGGUGUGCCUGGGUGCAGAGUUUUUGUCCUGAACCUGAUUGCCCCUCUCUGCAACAUCCCGUUCGUGUUUGAUUUUGCUGCUCCUACAUUUAUCUCACCGCUGAGCCUAGUAACCUUUUUGAAGACGUCGUUCGCCAAGACACGCAGUGUGUCAGAUCGCGGCGGGCGGCCGCCGCCACGAACGAAGGUACGCAACCUCAUUGGUGGUGAGAAGAUUUGGUGAAAGGAGUUGGCAAUGAGGAUGCGACCUACCUCGGAGACUGUGCUCCCCGAGGCCUUCGCCGAUGUUUGUAUUCAGGGCGCUGCGCAUAAUGACCCAGCGUCGGAGGACGAUGGUGAAGUCUGGUGUUGCGACCCCUGUUGUCCCUCCUCCUCCUCCUCCUCCUCCUCCUCCUCCACCUCCUCCUCCUCCUCUCUGCUGCUCUGCUGUCCCCCGUUCCGUUGUCCUUGGUCAUUUCCCGUGCUGACAUAGGCGGCCAAGUCAGAAGUCUUCAAACUACGAUUCCGAUUCCGACUCCGAGGAGUAAGGGGAGUAGGACGCGCAAUCGGGCAAGGUGGAACAGCAUCGCCGGUUUUGCACCGAUCUUGGCUGUGCGCGCGCGCGCGCCCGAGGCGCGCGCAACGCGCUGGCCCCAUCUAGUUCACCACAGGCUGUAGUGAGCUCAUGAAUUUCUGCCGCCCGCUCAAGGAUGCAUCCCCUCCGCCUUCUCUCAGCUACGCGCAAGUGGGUGUCACAUGUACAUGCCUCGCAGACCUUGACCAUCCGCCUCGCAGACCUUGACCAUCCGCUGCCCGCGCCGCUGUGAUUAUCCGCCUUCAUGUUGCGUGCUCAUGGGGAUUUGGUCACGAUCAGCCCGCAUGAGCGCUUUAAUGUGGAUGCAGCCGCGCUUGCACUGGCAUCUCACGUGAAACGUGUGCCUGGAUGUCGCAAGCUUGGUUUCUCAGCCUGUAGCCGCACUCUCAGAAGUUUAAAAGGGGCAGUCGCAGGGACGGGCGCAGCGGAUGUAGACACUGGUAACAGCGGUUGGUGUUGUCAUCCUAUACAUCCGAGUGGUUUCGUGUUGUCGUUUUCUCGCGUGCUGGUGACAUGGUAUCAGCGACGACGUUGGCGUCAAGCAGCGUUGUGCACAAUUGCAGGGUUGACCAGCCACGGCUGUGACGGCGAUUCGAUCGUUGGCAACAGCCAUCGCGACGAGCACAAUGAGAGUGGUGAUGCCAUGCAGCAGGCAGCAGGGCGAUGCUGAUGCGGAUAUGUACGAAGGCAGCGAUACUGAAUAUGGCACCCGCCAGUAGCACUUGCAGCGUUGUUUAUGACGUGAAGGCGAUAGCCAUGACAAGGAGGCCAGCACGCUUUGACAUCCUUCCCGAACCUCGACCAGAGUUCGAUACAGCUCCGCUUCGCUCUGCUCUAGGUGGCAUUGUUUCUGAUGUGCUUUUUGGGUGGUUGAGAUAGGUUGGGCACUCGGGGCGGUGGAAGCAGCCGCAGGACCCAUAGGUGCUGAGCGCCAUUGUAUAGCAACGCGCGCUUCUGCCAUUCUCCGUUGGCUGUCUCACGGCUUCUUGUCCUCGGCGCAUUCGCUGGCCGAGCACGCUCUAGCAGGGAUUGGGGGGCACUGCGCGCGAUGAUGUGCACGCCAGAGGGCGUUGAAGCAGAAGGUAUCAACAUCAAUGCGUCCAUCCUGAACGCCUCAAAGACGCGCGGCACGUAGGAGAAUUUGGCCGACUCCGGAAACCCUGAAUCCAAGCAUGUUCACGUCUCAUUGUGACUUCCGCCGCAUUCCGCUGGCCUUCGGCCUGGUUCCACCGGCGCACCCGCCGCCUUGUUGCUUCCGCCAGUUUCUGAAGCGCGCCAUCUGAAUGGCGGGGGAGCCCUUUCUGGAGCGCGCCAUAUGAAUCAAGAGGGACUGGAUACGCCAGGCUUGUCUCGCACCCUUCCGCAAAUCGUGCGCGCAGGAUGCCCAAAUUGUCAAGCAUCAUAGCGCCAUGGUGCAUGGCGCGAUGCUUUUAAGUGUAUCUGCGCAACUUUUGGCAGUGUUUUCCGCGUGUAGAAUAGAGACACCAUUGCGGCAUUUCGCAAUGCAUUCGUUGGCGGAUAUUACGUGUCAACCAGUUGUUCACGGAAGCACAUAUUGUUCUGAUUUGAGCGCUUCUUAAAACGGCGCCCUGCUUUUGCUCAGUGCAAUACAAUUGUGAUGGUGAUGGAUGCAGCUCUGAUC